AUGAAUCCUUUCUUCAAGGAAUAUUUUCUACAAGCCGAUGUCCUGUGCCUCACAAAUUUUAAAAAUUACAUUAUUGCAGGAAAACGAUUAGCUUUAGUCGAAUGGGAAAAAUCUGAAAACAAAGUAAGUUGCAUUUCUCAGAUACAAUGUUCAGAUUGGAUUGAAGAUGUUGUUUUGCUUAAAAAUAAUUUAAUUGGUCUAGUAACUGCUCAUAAUUCAUUCGAAACUUGGAACUUAAUUCAAAAAGAAAAGAAAAAUAUUUUCCACUUCAGUGAAAGAUGUAUUUUAUAUAGUUGCAAAAUAGUUAAAUGUUCUUUAAGCGAAGCCAUUAUUUUUGCUGGAACUGUAUUCGGAGAAAUUUUAAUAUGGUCUCCAUUUUUAAAUGAAGACAAAAACUUAUUACAUAGAUUGAAAGGACACAAUGGUGCUGUAUUUUCAAUAGAAGUUAACAUUUCAAAAAAAAUUUUGGCCACAACAUCAGAUGAUAGAAGUUUAAGAAUAUGGACCAUUAAUACACAAGAUUCGCUGAGUUGUUUGAACCAAUGGAAGAAUAUUAAAAUUGAAAUUCUUCAUGUAUUAUAUUGUCAUACAGCCAGAGUAUGGAGAAGUUUAAUUAUAGAUGAAUUUUUUAUAUCUGCUGGGGAAGAUUCUCAAUUAAUUAUUUGGAGAAAAGAUGGAACUUUAUUAAAAUCUUUAUCUUUACAUCAAGAUGGUGGAAUUCGAGGUUUACACUUUUUAAAUAGCUCAAAUUUAAUUGCGACAGGGGGAGAAGAUGGAGGGAUUAAUACAGUCAGUUGGCACUAUUUGAUUUCUGAAUCUAACUUGUACCAUCCGAAAAAAAUAAUUAAACCAGACAAGAAUUUUUCAAACAGAGUUUGCUUUAUUAAAAAUGGAUUUGUUUUUACAACUAGCGGUUGUUGCACUAUAAUAUACGAUAAUGACAAUCAAACAGAUUUUGUAUAUAAAAAUGAAAAUUUUGCAUAUUACUGUUUAUUAGAAGUUUCAUAUGAGGGAAACUACAUUGUAUUAGGUUCCAUUAAAGGACACAUGGUUGUUAUUGAUUUGGAAACUCAAAGUGAUAUUAUUGAUAAAAAAUACUUUAAUGGUAGAAUAUACUCUAUUCACUGUAUUGAAAAUCAUAUUCUCGCUUGUGGACCAGAUGGAAAACUAGUUCUUUGGAAAUAUGUAAAUAAAUCUUUAAUUUCUGUGAAAGAAUUACUGCUUCCUGCUUGCAAAGAAAGAUGGACUACUUGUGCUUUACUUCUCGACCAGAAUUUAGUAAUUGGUGACAGAAUGGGCAACAUUAAUGUAUAUAACUUACAAGGUGACUGCAAUCCAAUCUUUUGCUUUAAAAAAAUUCAUAGUUACUUAGGUGUUACAGAUAUGAUGAUUGAAGGGAAAACUGUAUUUAGUAUUGGAAGAGAUGGUGUGCUUAAAUCUUUUAGCAGCAACUUUGUUCACCUAAGCACUAAUAAACUUCCCAUUGAAUGGCCUUGGAAGAUGAUUAAAUACAAGAACGAUAAGUUAAUUUUAGGUUUUCAAGGAGUGAAUUUUGUUGUAUGGAGUUACAACUACAGAGAAAUUAUAGCUAGCUUAGAUUGCAGUGGUGGCCACAGGUCUUGUCACUUCAAAUUAAAUAAUGACACUUUAAAAUUUAUAUACAUAAAAGAAAACAAAAUUUUUGAAAAGGAUUUAAUUUUGAAUGCAAUAAAAAGAUUGAGAAGUGGUUUUCAUAGUAAAAAUAUAAAUACAUUAAAAAUAUUGGAUACCGAUCAAAAAAUAAUCGUAAGUGGAAGCGAAGACACAACAAUGCGAAUCAGUUUAAUUUUUGGCCAAGAAUUAAAAGUUCUCAAAGUGUUCAAAACUCACGUAUCGAGCAUUAGAGCCAUAGAAGAAAGUUUAUACGACGUAAAUAAUUUUAUAAUUUUUUCGGCUGGAGGAAAGGGACAAAUUAUUAUUUGGAAAUUCGACAUCAAAUCAUUGGAAUGCGAACAGAUAAUUAAUCAUAAAUUGGAGGAAAGAGACAGGCACUGGAAGAAUUCUGAACCCGUUGCUGAACCCGACACCCGAUUCAUGUGCAUUAACGUAUUAAAGACCAAAGACGAAUAUUUGAUUGCUGCAGGAUGUUCUGAUUGUCAAAUAAGAAUUUUUUCAUUCAAAAAAGAAUUAACUUUAUUGUGUUCGGUCAAUUGUUCUUAUUGCAUUUUAAAAAUCACAAUAUUAAAAGUUUUAUCCAAACUCUACGUCGUUUGCAUGCUCACGGAUGGAAACAUGAUUUUUUGGCAUUUGACGGAUAAUUUUACAUUAGGUAAAUUAAACAGUUUUCGACUUCAUCAGUCGGGAAUUAAUUGCUUCGCUUUCACCGAAAUCGAAGUCGGAAAAUAUUUUGUAAUAACAGGAGGAGACGAUAAUAAAAUUUGUGCUUCCGAAGUACAAAUAAACGAAAAUAAAAUACAAUUGAAAGAAUUAUGGAAUAAUAGUAACGUACAUUCGUGUCAAAUCACCGGUGCAAAAAUUUUAAAGAAUAUAUUAAUAACGGCAUCAAUUGAUCAGAGAAUAACAUUGUGGAAAUGGUCAUUAUUAAAUAACGAAUAUAAAAUGGAAUAUUUAAAUCAACAUAUGACAUCAAUUUCUGACGUUCAAGGAAUCGAUGCGAAAAUAAAAACUAAAGUCUGCGAACCGUUGAAAUUUAUGUUAAUUUAA
Messenger RNA from Pediculus humanus corporis (human body louse), 2703 nucleotides. RefSeq names its product WD-repeat protein, putative. The record is from RefSeq and is a predicted model, not a curated record. Gene Ontology annotation, molecular function: protein binding. Gene Ontology annotation, biological process: tRNA methylation. Gene Ontology annotation, cellular component: cytoplasm. Bases 1 to 2703 code for a protein of 900 amino acids. Lineage: Eukaryota; Metazoa; Arthropoda; Insecta; Psocodea; Pediculidae. The transcript is spliced from 6 exons.